GUCAUUUCCGUUUCAAAACGAUCUAAAAAAAAAAAAAGAAAAAGCCGCAGAAGUUUUUUGUUUGUUUGUUUGCAGUGAAACGGGCAGUGGAUGUGGGCUGUGUCGGUCGAAAACUUUUCGGCGACUUUUGAUUGAACACCGAGGCGACAUCGGCUUCGCGACGAUCAUUGCCGGAUGCGUGUCGGCCUCCGAGUGUGGUCAGAGUGAAGUGCUUCUCCGACGUGCGACCGAGACCCUCGCUUGAACACGCGGCGCCGCCCGAUAUGGAAAUCUGCGGCUGGUGCGGCGACAAAACGGAUGCACCUUGAAGCUAAGCUGGAGGAUAAGAAGCGUCGUGCCUGCGAGCAUCUGCAGUGUGGCAGGAGGAUGGGCGACAUCUGGGUGCAGUGCUUUGCCUGCUGCGUCACCGAGCAACCAGCUCCGAAGCGGCGGCGGCGGAUAGACCGGUCCAUGAUAGGGAAUCCGACCAACUUCCAGCACACGGCCCACGUGGGCUCUGGGGACAUGAGCGUCCAUCUGAAUGCCCUGCAGAACCAGAUGGCCUCGAAAGGGGGCUACGAGUACGCCCUCCCUGUGAAUGUGUCCAUUCCUGUCGUGGAUGUCCAGCAAUGACACGAAAGCUGCUCAUGCAGCCUUCCGAGUGCCACGGUGGAAAGGACGCCCUGCCUGCUGGAGUGUGGACGCCCGUGAUGCCGAGCCGGUGGAUCAACGCCCUCGCCCUGCCAGUCACUGUGCGCCGCCCGGCCGUCUCAUCGGCUCCUCGUCAUUUGCCAAGCGUCUCCCCCGCAUGCGCGGACGCCUUUUGUCCGAAUGCACCGGGACAUCUCAAAUGGACUGGGACGGCCGUCGCUCCUGCCGCCUUUGUGUUCUCGCACCCCGCCCCCUGGCACUGGCGGAGCGGCGAUGCGUCCAAAUCGGUUGUGCCGACGGACUGACGAACUCGAGCCCUUUGCGCUUUCCUUUUAAAAAAAUCCUUUUACAGAUUAGACGAGCACCUUUGUACAUAAGGUUGUGUUUGCGGGGUGGAAAUGCGAAUGCUAGGACAGCUUAGGAUAGCAGUCAGUCUCGCUCGGAGGCUGUAGCGUUGCUUGCAAUCGGCCGUUGUCCGGUCGCAAUUUUACCGUCGUCGACUCCCAACUAGAAUGUCGUGCAAGCCGUUCGUGCGAGUAUUGCCCACGCGUAUCCUCCCCGGAAAGGAAGUGGACACGUGAAACCGACCUGGAUCGAAGAAGCUGCAUUGCCACAGGAGCGGAUGGCCUGGCCAGGAUGUGAGGUACAAAUCGGUGGGAAUGACUAAAGGCAUUUUGUGCCGUGUGAGAGUGGUAGUGUUGUUCUAUUUAAAGAGUACCUCUUGGGGAACAAACGAGCUGCGUAAAGAGUAAUAAACUGCUUUUUAUUAAGUGAAGUA
Molecule: messenger RNA, 1408 nt
Organism: Ixodes scapularis (black-legged tick)
Lineage: Eukaryota; Metazoa; Arthropoda; Arachnida; Ixodida; Ixodidae
Gene: Spec2
Product: CDC42 small effector protein 2
Exons: 5
Coding region: 298-612 (104 amino acids)
Biological process (GO): regulation of Rho protein signal transduction
Cellular component (GO): plasma membrane
Molecular function (GO): small GTPase binding
Source: RefSeq, a predicted model, not a curated record